Suillus subalutaceus is the source of this 328-nucleotide messenger RNA. RefSeq lists its product as uncharacterized. The transcript has 2 exons. NCBI's taxonomy places the organism in Eukaryota, Fungi, Basidiomycota, Agaricomycetes, Boletales, Suillaceae. The record is from RefSeq and is a predicted model, not a curated record. The coding region runs from base 59 to 328 and encodes 89 amino acids.
AUUUUCUUCACUUACCUUUGUGCAUCCUUUGCUAUAUAUCGGAGGAAAAUUUAUAAGGAUGAUCUCCGCAUCAACCACCCAGAGAUGGGCGAGUAUCGACUCUGUGACUGUUAUAAAGGGCGCAGUUUCACGAAAUCCGAAGGCCUUGAGACAACUAUUAGAUGAAUCCCAGCACUACGCUGUUCCCACUGACUCUUGGUUAAUCCUACGCGAGUACACGAUCACCGAGCUGCACCUGACUCUCAAUGCUGGAAAAUGGAAUUAUGACAACGGGGGCAUCCUCAUGAGGCCGGAAUUGGCACUGGAGCUGAGCUAUGGGCUUGAGUAG